UCAUUGUAAAUAACUCUACUAAAAAAAAUUAAAAAAAAAAUCAAGCGGAUUUAAAUGCAUGUCAAACUAAAUAAAAAUAAAUUCAAUUUUAAUUACCUCAAUCAACACGAAUAUUCAUUAUGACUUCUAAAUUAAUACGAAUACAAUACGAGUACUAAUUUAAGAACCGUGUUAGAUGCAUACUCCAAUCAUUUUAGGACAAAAAUAUUUAAUAGAUCAACUUGCAAAAAAGUUAGUUACUUGAAAAAUAACUGUAAAAAAAUUCAAAAAUAUCACCAAAAAAAAAAAACAGAAACAGCGUUAGGUGAGAAAACCAAUUAAAAUCAAAUCCCAGAAAAAUUCUUCCAAUUUCGUCGUUUGUUUGUUGGGUGUUUCAUAGCCAGUAAUUGGAUCACUGUCCAGAUUCAACGAACAUCACACUUCAAUCUUUCAUCAUCCAAUCAAAAUCCCUUUAAUCAACUGAAUUUUCCAGGAUCAAUCAACCAAUACCCAUUUCUCUCUCUCCCCAUUUUGUUUUGCAAUCUGUUCAAUGACUAUGAUGUUCAAUUCAUACUAGUUCAAUUCACCCGCCAUUAAAGUACAAAUCCCAGAAAUUUUUCGCCGUAAUUUUUCUGGGUUUUAAUAAUCAAGAGCUAUGAAUUUGGGUAGGCAGAAGAAGAACAAUGGUAGUGCUUCAUCUUCAUCUUCUUCACCAAAUUGGUUUUCGCAUUUCUGGGAAUCAGCUUGCCGGAGUAAACCCCUAGCACCCAAUUCUUCCGACGUCCGUACGAACUCCGGCGAAGGCCUUGUACGGCGGUUGGGACUGUUUGAGCUUGUUCUUAUUGGUAUUGGAGCUUCGAUUGGUGCCGGGAUUUUUGUUGUUACUGGUACUGUUGCUCAUGAUGCUGGCCCAGCUGUGACACUCUGCUUCAUACUUGCUGGAGUGUCGUGUAUACUCAAUGCACUCUGUUAUGCUGAGUUAGCUUCCCGUUUUCCUGCUGUUGUUGGAGGAGCAUAUCUGUAUACAUACUCCGCUUUCAAUGAGCUCACUGCUUUCUUGGUGUUUGCACAAUUGAUGCUUGACUACCACAUUGGGGCAGCUAGUAUUGCAAGGAGCUUGGCCAGCUACGCCAUUGCUUUACUAGAAUUGUUUCCCUCUAUCAAGGGAAAUAUUCCAAACUGGAUAGGACAUGGCACCAAGGAUUACUUAGGAGUUUUCUCAAUUAACGUGUUAGCUCCUAUCCUGUUGUUCAUCCUGACAAUAGUUUUAUGUUGGGGUGUUGGAGAAUCUUCGAUUGUGAACUCAUUCAUGACUGUCACAAAGGUAGUCAUUGUGAUUAUUGUUAUUAUUUCUGGGGCAUUUAAGGUUGAUGUCUCAAAUUGGUCUCCUUUUGCUCCAAAUGGUUAUGGCGCAGUUUUAACUGGAGCAACUGUAGUAUUUUUUGCUUAUGUUGGAUUUGAUGCUGUUGCAAAUUCUGCUGAGGAAUCUAAAAACCCACAGAGGGAUUUGCCAUUGGGCAUAAUUGGAAGCCUUCUCAUCUGCAUCGGGCUGUAUAUUGGUGUUUGCUUGGUGAUCACUGGAAUGGUUCCUUAUAAUCUUCUUGGUGAAGAGGCUCCAUUGGCCGCAGCAUUCACAUCCAAAGGCCUGAAAUUUGUCUCUGUUCUGAUCAGUGUUGGGGCUGUUGCUGGGCUUACAACUACCCUUCUAGUCGGACUCUAUGUUCAGUCUCGGUUAUACCUUGGCCUUGGAAGGGACGGCCUAUUACCUAAAUUAUUUGCUAAAGUACAUCCAAAGCGGCACACUCCAAUAAAUUCUCAGGUCUGGGUAGGUCUCGUGGCUUCGGUCAUGGCUGGUCUACUUAAUGUGCACGUGCUUUCUCAUAUUCUCUCAGUUGGGACAUUGACAGGCUAUUCUGUUGUGGCUGCCUGUGUUUUAUCUCUCCGGUUUGAAGAAAAAUCUCCUGGUCAAUCAUCAACCAGAUGGUGCUCUAAAUGGGCAGAAGGUGUGCUGUUGCUGGUUCUGCUGGCUUGUUGUGGAUUUGGGGCUGGAUUAACGUAUCGUUUUGGUGCUUCAUUCUAUUUCUUGAUCAUACCUUUGGUCAUAGCUAUAGUUGCAUUAGUGGCUCUUUAUGUCCGUCAAGUCUAUUCACAUCCUCCAGGGUUUUCCUGUCCAGCAGUCCCUUUCUUGCCAGCUCUCUGCAUUUUUUUCAACAUGUUCUUGUUCGCUCAGCUGCAUUAUGAAGCAUGGGUGAGAUUUGUGGUCUUUAGUCUCAUUACAGUUGGCAUAUAUGCUUUCUACGGCCAGUUCCAUGCAAAACCAAGUUCAGAUGAAACCAUUGUCUAUCACAGGACAUCUCCUGAAAGUCCACAUUUGAAGUAAUUCCUUUGAAGGGGUAAACAAACUCAUCAACAUGACAGAGCAUACUGUAUUCUUUUGCCAUCAGAUGCUGAUGCAUGCUAACCGGGAUUCACCUGUUGAUUGUCAGAGAAUAUGCAUUCAGUAAAUUUUGGUGGAAUUGGGUGAUAUUGUUGAGCAAUUGUUUUACAUAUUUGUACAUGCCCUUGUAAAUUAAUGGUUUACCCGAAGGUAUUUAUUUUUUCCACAGCUUCAAGAUCCCAGACUAUAGAUCAUGUUGAAUUAUUUUAAAGGAGUCUUGUAAAUCAAUCAAAUCUUUGUCCAAAAUUACAUUCUAAUCAGAUAUUGCUCUCUUGCACGCUC
Messenger RNA from Chenopodium quinoa (quinoa), 2698 nucleotides. RefSeq names its product cationic amino acid transporter 9, chloroplastic-like. Bases 635 to 2359 code for a protein of 574 amino acids. The record is from RefSeq and is a predicted model, not a curated record. Gene Ontology annotation, cellular component: membrane. The transcript is spliced from 8 exons. Gene Ontology annotation, biological process: transmembrane transport; amino acid transport. Gene Ontology annotation, molecular function: amino acid transmembrane transporter activity. Lineage: Eukaryota; Viridiplantae; Streptophyta; Magnoliopsida; Caryophyllales; Amaranthaceae.